Coffea arabica (coffee) is the source of this 1203-nucleotide messenger RNA. NCBI's taxonomy places the organism in Eukaryota, Viridiplantae, Streptophyta, Magnoliopsida, Gentianales, Rubiaceae. The record is from RefSeq and is a predicted model, not a curated record.
GCCCAACCCAAUCCUCCAAACUAACCCAAAAACAAUAAUAAUUUUUUUUUCCCUUAAUCUAUUGCCGUUAGUCUCCGGUCGUCUUCAAUAGUCUCUUCUCGCUUUUCCCUCUCACAUUGACAGAAGCCGAGCACGCAUUUCAGUGUAGCGGAGAGAGAUCCACAGCCAAGCCUGAUGUUUCGACGUCGUUUCAAUCGAUCAUUCUCUUUCUUCUUCCUCUUGAUUUUGUUACUGGGGAAUGGAUCCUAUGGGUCACGAGUUGGGCAGCGUAAAAGUGGACGAUCAUCUGUGUUUUCAUUGUUCAACCUCAAAGAGAAGAGUAGGUUUUGGAGCGAGUCUGUUUUACGUACUGAUUUUGAUGAUUUGGAAUCAUCUAAACCUGACAAAGAGAGUGCUGCUAAUUACACCAAGGCAGGCACUAUUGGACACUAUCUGAAGCUUUUUGAGGUUGAUGCAAUGUACUUUCCUGUCCCUGUGAAUUUCAUUUUCAUAGGGUUUGAAGGGAAGGGGAAUCAAGCAUUUAAGUUACAUGCUGAAGAACUGGAGCGCUGGUUCACAAAAAUUGAUCACGUCUUUGAGCAUUCGAGGAUCCCUCAGAUUGGUGAAGUUUUGACCCCAUUUUACAAGAUAAGCAUAGAUAGAGAACAACGGCAUCAUCUUCCUCUAGUCAGUCGUAUAAACUACAACUUCUCUGUUCAUGGCAUUGAACUGGGUGAGAAAGUCACGUCUAUAUUUGAGCAUGCAAUAGAUGUCUUUGGACGCAAGGAUGAUGUGCUGGAUACAAGGGAUGAUGUAGCUGGUCUUUGGCAGGUCGAUGUGGAUAUGAUGGGUGUCCUCUUCACUAGUCUUGUGGAAUAUUUGCAUUUAGGAGAUGCUUACAACAUAUUUAUCUUGAAUCCUAAGCGCGAGGGAAAAAGAACUAAAUAUGGCUACAGGAGAGGGUUAUCCGAGACUGAGAUAAACCUUCUUAAGGAGAAUAAGGCCUUGCAAUCAAGAAUUUUUCAGUCAGGAAGUGUCCCAGAUAGUGUUCUUGCAUCAUUCCAUGGAUUUCUGUUCUGUUGCUUAACAUUCUCAAGAGUAUACCUAACAGCACUGUUGCAUUUGAAACCUGAAUCCAAAGCAAUUUUGCUAAAUUCUAUCACCCCUACUGAUCUUAUUACUGGCCUCCAAAUGUCGAGCAGGAUUGAAAGUUUGGAAGCAUGA